AUGCCCCGUCACGACGGCCGUGAUGAUGAGGGGUUCCGCGACAGCUACUACGACGUGGACGGCGGCCGACCCAGCGGCUACCACCUCCAACCUCCAGCGCCGAGCCAGCAGCGGCGCCCCCGGUCCGUCCCGCCGCCCUCGGCCGCCGUGGUCGAGCGCAGCUACAUGAUGACGCCCGCCACGCGCUCCAACAGCCGGACGCGGAGCCGGGGCCGCGACCGUAGUCGCAGCCGUAGUCGCAGCCGCAGCCACAGCCGUUGUAGGGGCGCCGCCCGGGACUCGCACUCGCGCGGCCGCGACGGGCCCGUCGAGAAGGCGGAGCGGGCUGUCAAGAACAGUUUCACUUCGUCAAACUCGGGCCUCGGCAUCGGCAUCCUGGGCGCCAUCGUCGGCGGGCUGGCGGCCAGGCACGCCAGCGACUCGGCGCCCAAGCACCGCCACUCCUCCAGCGGCGGCCACCACCACCACGGCAGCAGUAGCGGCAGCAGUGAGAGGGAGCGCGACCAGCGGAUGCUCAUGUCGACGCUCGUCGGCGCGGCCGUCGGCGGCCUCGGCGCAAACGCGCUCGAGCGCCGCCUCGAGAUCAACCGCGAGCGGGAGGACGAGGCCAGGGGCAGGGCUGGCGGCGGCGGGCAUCAUCACCACCACCACCACCAUCACCGGCACCACGACGACGAGGCGCAUCAUCAUCACCACAGCCACCACCGGCGUCAUCACCACUCCCGCCACGACGACAUCGACCACGUGUAUGACGACGAGCGUCCCGUGCGGAGGCGCCGGAGCCUGGACGAUCCGGAGAGGAGGCAGUACCGCCCGUUGGAUUACCGCCCCUAG
Molecule: messenger RNA, 834 nt
Organism: Gaeumannomyces tritici R3-111a-1
Lineage: Eukaryota; Fungi; Ascomycota; Sordariomycetes; Magnaporthales; Magnaporthaceae
Exons: 1
Coding region: 1-834 (277 amino acids)
Source: RefSeq, a predicted model, not a curated record